Macrosteles quadrilineatus (aster leafhopper) is the source of this 970-nucleotide messenger RNA. RefSeq lists its product as uncharacterized. The coding region runs from base 4 to 867 and encodes 287 amino acids. The record is from RefSeq and is a predicted model, not a curated record. The transcript has 4 exons. Lineage: Eukaryota; Metazoa; Arthropoda; Insecta; Hemiptera; Cicadellidae.
AGCAUGGAGCGCGCAACAACUCUACUCCUUCUAACGCUGUUAUUGACAGCAGCUUGUGCAGAAGAUAAGAAGAAGGGAGAAACAGCUGCAGUGGACGCAGAAAGAAAAACUGACAAACGAGGAGCUACGAGUUACACCCAAGUGAGCGUUGGCAACAACUACGAAGGCAAAAGCUACGACGGCGUCGGUUCCGCCACUUACCAUGUUACCAAAGGAGUUCCUCACUACGAGAAAGGAUUCAUCCCCAGUCCGACCUACGGCUACGACAAGGGAUACGGAGUGAAGAGCAUAGCAGGAUACGGAACGAAUAAAGGAUACUUCCCAGGAUUCGGCACCAACAAAGGAUACUAUAACCACGGACACGCAGCGUUAAUCCCAGUAGCUCUCAUCCCCGUGUACAACCACGGGUACAACCAUGGAUACGCCCACGGCUAUGGAGGAUAUGGAUACAACAAAGGAGAACCGGUUAAAUCAAUAUACACCAAAGAAGUACCUGUACCUGUUCCACACCUUCUACCAAUAACCAUAGAAAAAAAGAUUCCCUACCCUGUUAAAGUCCCGGUAGCAGUUCCUUAUGAAAGACCGUACCCGGUACACGUCUACAAACACAUCCCUGUCCCUGUUGAGAAACCUGUUCCUUACCCGGUUGAAAGACCUGUUCCUUACCCUGUGAAGAUUCCUGUGAAGGUUCCAGUGGCGCAACCGCUCCCGUACCCUGUUCCAACCCCUGUACCUGUUCCAGUUUAUGUGAAGCCUAACUACAACAAGGGGUAUUAUGACAAGGGGUAUGACGAGUAUGGAAGCGCUAGUUCCAGCAGUGAGGUGUAUGAUGGGAAAAGCGGUUAUAACAGCGACUCCAAGAAUUGACAAAGCAGCACGUGGAAAAACAGAAGCCAAAGCCAGAUCUACUCGUAAAAACGUUCUGCUACAUUAGCAGAGACCAUAACGUAGAAUUUCAGAAUAGUUCCUC